Molecule: messenger RNA, 1917 nt
Organism: Pseudomassariella vexata
Lineage: Eukaryota; Fungi; Ascomycota; Sordariomycetes; Amphisphaeriales; Pseudomassariaceae
Product: RNA polymerase I associated factor, A49-like protein
Exons: 3
Coding region: 123-1466 (447 amino acids)
Biological process (GO): transcription elongation by RNA polymerase I; RNA polymerase I preinitiation complex assembly; nucleolar large rRNA transcription by RNA polymerase I
Cellular component (GO): RNA polymerase I complex
Molecular function (GO): DNA binding
Source: RefSeq, a predicted model, not a curated record
CUGGCAGAAAAAAAAAGGUUGAACGAAACACGAUUGGACUCAAUUAGGAGUGCAGGUCCAAUCUUCGAGCCAUUAAGCCAAAGCCGGGCCUUCUCUUUGCCUCCGUUGUAUCGAUAGCAAAGAUGGGUGAGAGAAGCGAAAAGAAACGAAAGAUAUCCGAGGGGGAAUCCUCUCGGUCUCGCAAGAAGGCCAACAUUGCGGCACCUUCGCAACCAGAAACUAUCAAAGUCUCAUCGGUGAAAUCCGUCAAGAGCUGCCCCCCAGUUAUAGCAACGGCACCCGGACUCUCCAUACCAUCUUCCAUCGAGUUCCAAGCCUAUGCUAAAACCGCGCCAUCCACAAAAAGAAGCAAGAAACCUGCCCCUCAACUCGACAGUCUCUUUCUGCACUCGUCUUCCCACAGGACGCUCGACUACACGGCGAGAGAAGAUGGCGCAGCUGCGAGUGAAGCUCACCUGCGUCACUAUAUCGGAAUACUCGACCCCAUGACUGGACAAUUGUCCGUCAUUGAAGCCAAGAAGAUGGCUGUAAGAGGCAAAGUUCGAGCUCAGCAGGCCCCCGAAGAUAACAUAGCUGAGCGAACUGCCUCAAAGACACUUAUGCAACAGCGAACCGACCUAGGCGAAGCCUUCGGUACCAAGAAAGCACGGAAGGCCAUCGCUGAUAUCACACAAAACGCAAUCUCUUCGCACAAAUCUAUGCCUAAUGCCGAUGGAAAAACCAAGAAGCUUGACGCAAGCUCGAUGGCUAUAAUGGAAUCACUACAAGAGGUCACACAAGCGAUGGCCACGAGAGAGCAACUCCAAGCAGCUGUCGACGGUGCGAAGCCAGUGCCGCCAGGCAAUUUCGAUGCUGAGGAGAUCCAGGAUGUGUAUAAGCCUGAAGACUUGAUUGGAUUCGAAAUCCUAAACGCCAUUCCCAUUAAAGAUUGGCAAGACUCAAUAAAGAAGAAGGAGAAUCUCGAGACCCCCUUUCGCUUCAUAUCGAGUCGCAUUUACCCGAUUGCAGAAGGCCCGAACCCAGCCAAGAGACUGAAGAUAUUGCGGUACCUCAAUUUCCUCUUCGAAUUCUUCAAGGCCUGCAAGCCGGGAAAGGCAAGGGGAAGCUUAAGACUGCCACCGAAGGAGAAGCUUGCGGAAAGGCUAGCCGACGCCCCUCAGCCAGUCAUAGAGAGCAUCAGGCGAAAGUUCUCGCAGAAUGGAGAUGUGUCCAAAUUCCACAUUCAACUUCUCAGAACUUACUGCUGUGCGAUCGCAGCUAUAGUAGCAAACUACGAAUUCGAAACCAGUUACAUACGAAUGGAUAUGGGGUUGGACGAGAAGGAGUUUGCGAUGUACUUCCGCGAAAUUGGUGGAAAAAUUUCACAUCCCGUCUCAAAGGAUACGAAGGGGAAGAUGCAGUUCGCAAAGCUUGCUUUGCCGCUUGAAUUCCCCAAAGUCCGAUUCAUGGCGCCUAAGCGCCGUUGAUAAGUGGAGAGAAUUCAUCAUCAAACUGACCCACGCCAGACGCAAAGCGCAUGCACGCGAGGGCAUGACACCGGGUCUAGAGGACAACUAGCUGCAACGCCUCCACGAUUAGCAUUUGAUGCACCUUCUCUUGUCCGAAGGCAAUAAAUAUUUCUAGUAGCUGAGACUUUGUUGUUCAUAACCACCACCGCACACUAUUAUUCGGACUGACUGACGGACACGAUUCUAAGCACGUUGCAACGAUGCGCCGAAUGGAUUGAAAUGACGUGAUUUUGGACCCGUCCGGCAAGCCGCUUGAAAGCUUUGCAGUCCGGAACGAGUUGCGCUAAUGGCCGCCUGGGGGAGACUGUUUAUAUAGCGCGGAGUGAGCAUGGCUUGCGCUGAGAUACCAUUAAGAACUUGAGAAGUAGAGACCUUAGAUAUUUUUUGGUAUUACCUGGUAUGAUGUCCC